UUCAAUUGCCAUUUUUAAUGUUUCAACUACGAAUUGAUGCUAAUCCUACAAAACGACCGACAGCUUAUGAGCUAAGCGAAGUUUUACAUGGUGGAUUGAAUUCAAUUCAUGAACAAGGAUUAAUUCAUCGAGAUUUACAUGUCGGAAAUAUAUUACAAGGAAAUUUUUUAGAUACAGGCUCUUGUUGUAUUGCCGACCUAGGGUUAUGCAAGCCAGCCAACGAAGCUAACCAAAGAGAGGAGGUUUAUGGGGUUUUGCCUUAUAUGGCUCCGGAA
Messenger RNA from Funneliformis geosporum, 275 nucleotides. NCBI's taxonomy places the organism in Eukaryota, Fungi, Glomeromycota, Glomeromycetes, Glomerales, Glomeraceae. The record is from the annotation of a GenBank genome assembly.